Pseudovirgaria hyperparasitica is the source of this 1497-nucleotide messenger RNA. RefSeq lists its product as uncharacterized. The record is from RefSeq and is a predicted model, not a curated record. The transcript has a single exon. Bases 1 to 1497 code for a protein of 498 amino acids. Lineage: Eukaryota; Fungi; Ascomycota; Dothideomycetes; Acrospermales; Acrospermaceae.
AUGCUUCAGCAGCUUCCAGCAGAGAUCCAGAUCCAGAUUACCUUACCACUUGGAUCUGAAGACCUCGCCAAUGUCCGGCUAUGCUGUCAUUCACUCAACAAAGCUGCUCGGAUUCGCUACUACGAGUCCAUCCGCCUCGAACUCUCACAUUCCUCAUCUGCAACCUAUCUGUUGCGCAUACUAGAUAAUGCUGUAACGAACCUGUUUGCACGCAAUCCAGCCCUGCCACCGCUCAUCAAGCACGUCUCUCUUGACGGAUUCUCCGUCUUCCAACGCCUCCGCACUAUCGAACAUGAACGCAAACGCACCGUCCCCCGAGCCCAGCUUCUCGACCCCGUCCUCAAACAAGUCUACCACGAAUCCAAAGUCGCCGCAUUACAAACCGCAAUCGCCCGAUUCCUCGCCCAACUCUCAAACCUCCAAUCUCUCCACGCCAAACCCGCCCUCAUCUUCACCCCCUUCUGGUCUCUCCCCAUCGAACCCUUCACCGCCCUCCGCUCCCUCACCUACCUCUCCCCCAAACUCCUCGAACACGGUUCCGUCCCCCUCCCUCUCACCCCCUCCCUCCUCACCGCCCUCUCCCUCCUCCCAACCCUCUCCUCCCUCACCCUCGCCGGCCGCGACUACGCCCCACCACCACCCUCAUGGCCCCCCAGCACAACCCCCCAGCUCCGCGCCCUCCAAACCCUCCAUCUCCAAAACGUACACAUCCGCGAAUCCACCCUCGCCCUCAUCCUCGCCACCACCCCAUCCCUACACUCCCUCUCCCUCCUCCUCGCAAUGCACGCUGACCCCGACCCCUCCGAGUCCCGCAGCCCCUUCCUCGACGCCCCUGCUCUGCGCUCCGCUCUCACCAGUCUUCCAUCCCCGCUUCUCCUCUCCUACCUCGCGCUCCAGGUCGAUUGGUGGACGACCAGCGACGUGGACGUGCGCUUCGGCGGCGGCUGGGAGGCGGGCCGCGUCGUGUCUGGCACUGACGAUAACAACACCAACAACGCCAACAACGCCAACAACGACACCGUCGACUGGGGCAUCCGCGGCGCCCUCGGCUCAUUGUCGUUCCUGCGUAACCUGCGCUGCUUGCGCGUUGCGCCCCCGGUGCUGUUCGGCUGGGGUGGAGUGCCGCUGCUAGACGACGUGGUUCCUGCUGGGGUGGAGGAGGUUGUGUUUGGGGAGGACAUGUGUAACUGGGAUUGGGGCGGGCAUGCAUAUCGGUGGGCGGUGACGGGGCCGGAUGAUGAGGAAGGCAUUGGGAGGGGGUUUGGGCGGGCGGUGGGGCGGUGGUUGGAUGGGGGGCAGCCUUUGGGGUUGAGGAGGGUUGUGUUUUUGUGUGGGUCUGGGUCUGGUGAUGGUGGUGGUGGUGGUAGAGCGGUGACGCCGGAGAAGCAAGCUGAGUGCGAUCGUGCUGCGCAGGAGAUUCGAGAGAUGAGGGUUGGCUCCGGGAGAGAGGUGGAUGUUUUGGUGGUGGUGGCGGGUGGGUAUCCGGGGUUGGAUUGA